UCUUCAUUGUGCCUCCAUUUCAAAUCUUGCUCCAACGGUCUUUUUUGUUUCUGCUCCGAAACACUGAAACUCUGCUCUCUGUCUUUCCUCUUCUUUCUGCAAUUUAUUAUCAUGCGCAAGGCAAAAGCUUCCAACCUCUCCAUUGAGCGGCAAAAUUGGGAGAAAAUUUUUAAUGGAAUGGUUAACAUGUUACGCUCUCAGCAACAACAGCUUUUGUCCCUCGCCAGCGAGCGCAAACUUCUUGAAGAUCGCAUCCGAAUGCUACACGAAGGAUGGGAAUCUGAUAUUCGUCUUUAUAAGGAUCAAAUUUCUGAGAUGAAGGGAGUUUCAAUUUUUGAAGAGAAGAGACGACUACUAGACGGGGCGAAAGCAGAGUUGUUGCUGGGUUUAAAGCAGAGAGAGGUUUCUAUUCUCAAUUAUCUUUUAGAACACCAAGAAGAUGAGUUGGCAGAUUUUAAAGCUUGGUUUGAAUUCCUUUCUCGGCAGUUAUCUGAUGCAGAAGACCAAGGGAAAAUAUGUCAGGAUACUGGCAAGAGAAAGAAAGGAACCACAGAUAGCGAGAGCAAGUCUCUUAGGAGGAAGUCUGUUAGGAACAUGGCACAAGCAGAGAACUGCUCCAACGAAUUGGAAGCUGAACUGAAAAGGUUAAAGCGAGAGUAUGAGAUUGCUUUGGGAACUAAUUCUAAGGCAUCAGCACUCUUGACAGAAAAGGAAUUUGUAUGGAACCAGUAUAAAAUAAUGGAGAAUGAGUACAUGAAUAAAUUAAGAAGCAAACAUCGUGAAUUGGAACUAGCAAAUGAGAAGAUAGAGAAACUUGUUUCGAGUAUGGAGCAACUGCACUCAGCAAAGGACGAGACUAUUUCAGAGUUAGAAAGUAAAGUGGGUACUAUGGAAGAUGAAAGGAAGAGUUUAAACGGAAAAUUAUCAAAGCUCUCGGAAGAGUUAGAGGCAUUAAGGAAGUCAAGUAACACACAAGUCACACCGAUUUUAAAUCCUUGCACAGCAAGGACUAAAGGUUCUGGCUUACGAUGCAAUACUGGAAAGAGUAGUAGUCGUUUCAAGAGAGAAUUAUCUGUUCCCAAGGCUGCUGAUCCUGCAACAAGCUGUGGAAAGGUUAACAGAAGCUCGAAGAGGAAGAGGGGUCCAGUUAUUCCGGAUUCCGCGACCCCAAAAUUGUUCUCUUCCGAUUUCAAGAUUCCAAAACUGAAAAUCCUUUCUCCAAACAUCAGAUGAAAUCUAAAAUUACCAUUACACUCUUUUUUUUUUUUGAAAAAAAGAAUGUAUUUUUGUUGUACAAUCAUUCUUUGACGACCCAUGCUUAUGUAAAUUAUGUAUCAGCCUAUAGUUUGCGACUGACUUGCUUAUUAAUAUUUUGAUGUGCGUGGUUAUUUAGGUCAUUUUAUUGGGUGUGCGGCUCUUGCAAAAUGCCAACAACACUAACCUUAAGUCUCAUUGUGUAUCAAGAGAUUGCUUGUUUGAGGAUGAAAACAAAUAGUUCAUUUAA
Prosopis cineraria is the source of this 1504-nucleotide messenger RNA. RefSeq lists its product as uncharacterized. The record is from RefSeq and is a predicted model, not a curated record. NCBI's taxonomy places the organism in Eukaryota, Viridiplantae, Streptophyta, Magnoliopsida, Fabales, Fabaceae. The transcript has 5 exons. The coding region runs from base 112 to 1233 and encodes 373 amino acids.